This is a messenger RNA of Anolis carolinensis (green anole), 1441 nucleotides long. It is a transcript of the gene nt5c1b, whose product is annotated as 5'-nucleotidase, cytosolic IB. Gene Ontology annotation, molecular function: nucleotide binding; magnesium ion binding; 5'-nucleotidase activity. Bases 62 to 1174 code for a protein of 370 amino acids. Gene Ontology annotation, cellular component: cytoplasm; cytosol. The record is from RefSeq and is a predicted model, not a curated record. Lineage: Eukaryota; Metazoa; Chordata; Lepidosauria; Squamata; Anolidae. The transcript is spliced from 6 exons. Gene Ontology annotation, biological process: adenosine metabolic process; nucleotide metabolic process.
AUGCUGCCUCUUCCUUCUUUACUUCCUUCCUCGGCGGACAAAGAGCCACCUCCCCGGCAGCAUGAGCGGCUCCAGCCCGGACCAAGAGCAGCCCGAGAAGGAGAUGGAGCUCUCCGCCGAGGAGGAAACGGCGGGCGCCGAGUUGGACUGGGAAGCGGCCAAGGCUGCCUACGAGAGCCUCACCAGCACCAAGAGACCCCGGCCACCCAAACCCCAAAAUGCCAUCACUGUCGCUGUGUCCUCCCGGGCUCUCUUUGAUAUGGUGGAAGAAAGGAAAAUCUAUGAAGAACAAGGCCUGGAAAAGUACGUGGAGUACCAGCAGGCAAACGAAAAUGUCACUCUGAAGCCCGGGCCAGCUUUUUCCUUCGUAAAGGCCCUGGAGCAAGUUAAUGCCCGGCUUCGUGAGCUGUAUCCAGAUGACGAAGAGCUGUUUGAUAUUGUGCUCAUGACUAAUAACCAUGCCCAAGUCGGGGUGAGAUUGAUCAACAGUAUUAACCAUUAUGGCCUGUUAAUUGAACGGUUCUGUAUGACUGGGGGAAAGAGUCCUGUUGGGUACUUGAAAGCAUACCUUACCAAUUUGUACCUGUCUGCUGACUCUGAAAAGGUUCAAGAAGCCAUUGAAGCAGGAAUUGCUUCUGCGACUUUAUUCACAGGAAAUAAAAAGGUUCCUUUUGAUGAUAAGCAACUUCGAGUGGCUUUUGAUGGGGAUGCUGUUCUGUUUUCUGAUGAGUCUGAAAUAAUUGUGAAAGAACAUGGACUGGAUAGAUUUUUUGAGCAUGAACAGCUGAAUGAGAAUAAACCUCUUGCACAGGGUCCUUUGAAAGGUUUCUUGGAGGAUCUUGGAAGGCUCCAAAAGAAGUUCUAUGUGAAGAACGAGAGGCUGGAUUCACCAAUCAGGACGUACCUGGUGACGGCCCGGAGUGCUGCCAGUUCAGGCGCCCGAGUGCUGAAGACUCUCCGCAGCUGGGGAGUGCAGAUCGAUGAGGCCCUCUUCCUCGCAGGAGCACCCAAGGGACCAGUCUUGGCCAAAAUCAGACCUCACAUUUUCUUUGAUGACCAGAUGUUUCACAUAGAGGGUGCCCGGCAGCUGGGCACAAUUGCUGCUCAUGUGCCAUAUGGCAUUGGGCAGAAGUACCACAAAUCCAAACUGAAAGACAGUCCCACCACCAAUUAGUUCCUUCUCUUUUAGCAUUGAAUCUGUUGAUCAAAAAAUAAAUUUCCAUAUGUGGACUUCUUUCAAAUAUAUAUUUAAACUUGGCGCCUUCAGGUUUGUACUGUUAUUUUUAGAUAUUUUAUACUAUAGACACAUUUUUGGAGUGGGGUUUUGUAAUGUUGCUGAAUUAUUGGAUACAUUCUGCAUUCCCCUGUGCAUACCCAGUAGAGCUUUAGUACCAAAUCAAUAAAGUACAAGCCAGAAUAAAAUCAAUAAUGUUUCCAUUAA